Molecule: messenger RNA, 240 nt
Organism: Pyricularia oryzae 70-15
Lineage: Eukaryota; Fungi; Ascomycota; Sordariomycetes; Magnaporthales; Pyriculariaceae
Exons: 3
Coding region: 1-240 (79 amino acids)
Source: RefSeq, a predicted model, not a curated record
AUGUACGGCGUCUACACUAGCAGUUAUUGCCUGGCGACUAGCACGAAUGCGACCACUCCUCUGCAGUUGAUGCUUUGGAGUGAAUCGCGGCAUGAAUUCAACCAACUGGCCUGGUACUGGGAAAGUAAAGCUCCAUUUGGCUAUUUUCGGCGGAGGCUCCGCCAGUCUGGAAUCUUUGUUACCGAAGCCGGUGGGCGACCGGGGAAACGCUCCACCACGUGCAGUGCGGUUACUUUGUAA